AUGAAUCCGCUGCCCGGCGGGCCGUUCCCGCAGCCAGGCCUGACCUGGCAAGAACACCGUACGCCUGAUGGACGCGUGUACUACUACAACUCCCUGACGAGGGUCACGCAAUGGACCAAGCCGGAGGACCUGAUGACUCCCGCCGAACGUGCGCUCGCCAACCAGCCAUGGAAAGAAUAUACAGCCGAGGGCGGCAAAAAGUACUGGUACAAUACCGAAACCAAGCAAAGCUCGUGGGAGAUGCCUGAAGUCUACAAGCAAGCUCUUGGUGUCGGAACUACGACACCGACCAGCGCUGCUACUCCUACCGGUCCUUUUUCGGCUCCCGGAGGUGGCCAUCAAGGUGGAUAUGGAGGUGAUAAUUACCGCCCCGACCGCGAUCGCGACCGUGACUAUCGUGACCGUGACCGUGAUCGGGACCGUGAUCGUGACUAUCGCGAUCGGGAUCGGGACCGGGAUCGGGACCGUGACCACCGCGACCACCGCGACCACCGUGAUCACCGAGAGCCACUGGGGGAGUCACGCCAGUUGACGUUUGGCAACAACAAUGCAGCUCCAGCUUUCGUUCCUGCGACCGCCGAUCCGGAAUAUGCGACACCAGAGGAGGCCGAGGCUGCCUUCGUCAAACUUCUGAAACGCAGUGGCGUCCAGCCCGACUGGACUUGGGAACAAACCCUCCGAGCUGUUGUCAAGGAUCCUCAGUUCCGCGCCAUCAAGGAUCCAAAGGAUCGCAGGGCCGCUUUCGAGAAGUAUUGCCAUGAUGUCAUUGUUCAGGACAAGGAGCGUGCAAAGGAGAGACUAACCAAGCUGCGCGCCGAUUUCGCCACGAUGCUACGGAGUCACCCGGAAAUCAAGCACUACACUCGCUGGAAGACUGCUCGGCCCAUGAUCGAGGGCGAGACCAUCUUCCGAUCCACCAAUGACGACAACGAGCGACGCCAGCUGUUUGAGGACUACCGUGUUGAGCUUAGGAAGACACACAAGGACCAGCAGAUCGCCUUGCGCAAGAGUGCUAUGGACGGUUUGAUUGAGCUUCUCCCCAAACUUGACCUUGAGCCCUACACUAGGUGGUCUGAGGCACAAGGCACUAUUGAGAGCACUGCAGAGUUCCAGCAGGAUGAGAAGUACAAGUCCCUCAGCAAGUAUGAUAUCCUGACCGUCUUCCAAAACCACGUCAAGGCUUUAGAACGCACCUUCAACGACUCGAGGCAAGAGGAGAAGAACAAGAAGCUGCGUAAGGAGCGCAAGAACCGCGACAAUUUCUGCGCUCUUCUUGCCGAGUUGAGAAAGGAUGGUAAGAUCAAAGCAGGAUCCAAGUGGUCCAAGAUCUACCCUCUUAUCGAACACGAUGAGAGGUACUUGGCUAUGGCCGGCCAGCCCGGCUCUACCCCCAUGGAAUUGUUCUGGGACGUCGUCGAGGAAGAAGAACGUGCCUUGAGAACCACCAGGAAUGAUAUCCUGGAUGUCAUUGAUGAUAAACGGUUUGAGGUCACUCCCAAGACAACUUUCCAAGAGUUUGAAGCAAUUGUGAAAGAUGACCGCCGCACCGCUAACAUUGAGCGCGAUAUUCUUGAGCUUAUUUUCGAGCGUCUUCAAGAAAAGAAGGCCAAACGGUCAGCAGAUGACGACAAGCAUUCUGAACGCCAGCAGCGUCGUGCCUUGGACGAUCUUCGUUCGUACCUCAAGAGGUUGGAACCUCCCAUCACAGUCAAUGAUACUUACGAGCAGGUAGAGGGUCGCAUUGCUCAGAGCGACGAGUUCAAGGCCGUCACUUCCGACGAGGCUCGCCGCGGUGCCUUCGAAAAGCAUAUUCGCCGCUUGAAGGAAAAGGAAGAAGAGGCCGAAAGAGACCGACUGCGUCGUCGUGAUCGCGGCGACUCGUAUCGGGACAGGGGUGAGCGCUCUCACCGCAGCAGUGCACGCUCCGCUCGCAGCCGCAGUCCAGAACACGAUCCGUACGAGGCAGACCGCCGCAAGGCCAUCGCCGAGCGGGAACGCAAUUUCCGCAAGUCCAGCAUGGCAGAGAGCCUGCUUUCGGACCGCAGGUCAGUAGAUGGUCACCAUGACUCUAUUCGAGACAGAGAUAGGGAUCGCGAUCGCGAGCGUGAUCGUGAUCGUCGUGACUACCGUGACCGUGAUCGUGAACGGGAGAGAGACCGUGAUCGUGACCGUGAUCGCGAGAGAGACAGGGACAGAGACCGGGAGAGGGACCGCGAUCACCGGGACAGAGACCGCGACCGUGAACGUGACCGCGACCGUGAUUACGACCGCCGCCCUCGCCACGACGAGCUCAACCAUUAUGACCGGGAACGACGCAGUCGCGACGAGGACAGGGAGAGAAUCUAUCGCAGGCGAGUAAUGGAUCGCGAUGUUGAUGAGCUGCCAUAUGGUGACGAGAGACCCAGCUCAUCCCGCCGCACGCGCCCCGAAGAGGACGACCACGACCGCCGUGACGGCAGGCCCCCGGCGAAGAGAGUCAAGACCGAGCCUAGCACCACCGCUACUCCCGCCGCCGGUGCUCCUGCCGCUCCCGCCACCGCUCCCGCCGUUAAGGGUGAGGCGACGAGCCCCGCUCGUGAUGGCGUCAAGUCGCCACAGCCUCAAAAACAGCAAGAGAAGGAGAAGACGCCGCCGCCACCCGCUGUCGUCCGUGCGGGUAGCGAAGAGGGCGAGAUUGAGGAGGACUAA
This is a messenger RNA of Neurospora tetraspora, 2688 nucleotides long. RefSeq lists its product as uncharacterized. The transcript has 5 exons. The record is from RefSeq and is a predicted model, not a curated record. Gene Ontology annotation, cellular component: U2-type prespliceosome; U1 snRNP. The coding region runs from base 1 to 2688 and encodes 895 amino acids. Gene Ontology annotation, molecular function: RNA binding; protein binding. Gene Ontology annotation, biological process: mRNA cis splicing, via spliceosome. NCBI's taxonomy places the organism in Eukaryota, Fungi, Ascomycota, Sordariomycetes, Sordariales, Sordariaceae.